ACAAAAAACCCAGCACUGUCCAAGUCUACUUGCUUCAUGUUAAUGGACGUUUGCAUCCUAAGAGCAAAUACACACACAGAGAAAUCUUACUGUUAAAGGACUAAAUAUCUAAACACCAACUUUCUUUUGACUGCACCGCGGAAAGGUGACUGAAGAGGAAGAUGAAGACAAAGAGACAUGGCAGACCACAUUCUGCUUUCCCUCUUGGGAUAAUCUUUUCAUUGUGUUUGCAAUUAAGUGCAAACCAUACUGACUAUCCCAGGGUUACCCAUGAAAUCUGGUAUCCAAUCUGCCAAAACCUAACUUGCAAUCAGAACAUAACAGAAGCCAACACAAAAUCUCCUCCAGGCAUUGAUUUUAAUGGCAAACCAACACCCCCUGCUGAAAUGCUGACAGCCACCCCCCAGUCUUUAUCUUCAACAAUGGGCCCAAACUCCUCAUCUUCCUCUGCCCAAAGUGUUCCUGAUACUGGAGGACCUAGGAAUACCAGCAAACCCAAGAUCCCCAUGACAAAAGAAACAUGUGAAGACCGUAAGUUUCUUACACUGAUUUGCUUCAUUAUAAUAGCAGCCCUUGUACUCAUCUGCACCUUCUUGUUUCUGUCAACUGUCGUAAUGGCAAAUAAACUGUCCUAUCUCAAAAAAGCUCAACAAGGAAAACGUCGGCCCAGGAGCAAUGGAGAUAUUCUGGCUACCAACAGCUUCUGGCCAACUGCAGCAGGAACGUGGCAGAGGAUACCUAAGGAGACAACUGGAACUGAUGUGGUAAUGCAGGACUUGCUAUCAGAGAGAGAUGCUGCAAUCCAAAGGAGAACCCAAGACAAAUCUACUGAGAAUCACGUUAAAGACACAGAUAAUAAACAUGAAAACAAAGAAACAAUGUCACACAAAAGCAUUUUAACCAAUUUUGUAGUUGAGAUUUAGUCAACUAAAAAAGACCUUCAGCUUUUGCGUUUUGUACUGGAUUAACAUGAGACAGAAACUUAGCUUUCAAGAAACAACACACACUGCAACAUGGGAAAGCUAGACCUUCAGGUUUCUCACUUUUAAAGGUAGUGGGUAUGCUGUAAAAACCUGCAUAUCAAGAAGGGAGUAGGACUGCAUUGAAGAGAUUUUUAGAAAUAGCACCAAGACUGUUUUAACUCCUUUAACCAGCAAUCAUGGUUGUAGGAACCAAACAGGAUAAAGCAGGACAGAACUUUGCCAUUUUUAAAGAUCACUGGGGGACAAAAAAAGGAAAGGACAGUUAGAAUAUGCUAUAUUUACGCAGACUAAAGUGCUACACAGGCACUUGCUAUUUUAAGAAAACCAUAAUUCAGUCACAACUUUGAUGCCAUUACUGAAUCAGGAACCAUUCUGUUAAAAUGCCUUUUAGAUUUAUUCCAUCAAAACUUCUUAAAUCAGAUUAAUUGCUUUUGAACCAGAUUGAGAGCAAUCAUGCUUUUUGCUUUGAUUUUAGGUGUAAAUAUGUGAAGUCUGUACUGUAUGUUAAAAUAUAAGAACUCCUUUUUGUAAUCAUCAAUAAACUAGAAACACCAGUUUU
Molecule: messenger RNA, 1542 nt
Organism: Meleagris gallopavo (turkey)
Lineage: Eukaryota; Metazoa; Chordata; Aves; Galliformes; Phasianidae
Gene: EVI2A
Product: ecotropic viral integration site 2A
Cellular component (GO): membrane
Source: RefSeq, a predicted model, not a curated record